AGUAAAAAAAUCGGUUUCGACAGCAUGACAAUUGACAGUGACAUGUAAAGUAAGGCUGUCGUUAUCUUGACGUACAUGUUUUCUGUUUACAUUUUUCCUCAGAAUUUGCUUUUGUCGGAAAUGAAAUUAAAUGAAUUCGUAUUUAUAUAUUUAUUUUUCAAGGUGAUCCGUGCUAAAUAUUAUUUAACUCUCAUUUAAGUCUAGAUCUACUUUAUUAUUAGUGUUUUUUUAAACAGUUAUAAUCACUUGGUUAUAUACUCUGGUCAUAAUGGAAUACUUUGAGAAAGCACACGUUGCGAAAAAAGAAUUUUCAAAAAAGGACAGUAAAUCCGAAGGAGACGUGAAAAAACAAUUAAAGCAAAUGUUACAGGGAUAUAAGCAAAGUGAUAUAAAAUUGAUUCGAGACAGUGAAAAUGUUUUCAAUGAUCCGUACAAAUAUUUUAAUGAAGACUCAAGUUCUGUUAGCGGCUUUUCGGAUUUGAAUCUCACUAAUUCGAGUAAUGAAGGUGAUAUAUACCUCGGUAAUACCGGUUCUGAUGCUAAAGAAAGUAACGCGUCUUUUUUACAUAAAAGCUAUGAAGGAAAAAAGAGAAUUGAUUUAAAUGAUAUUAAUUCAGUAUCUAUAUCUAGCGCAGAAUCCAUCUCUGAAUGUAAGGAUGAUAUUGGGUCCCUUUCUGAAGAUCCCAACCCUAAUGAAAGUAUAUCAUCAGAUUUAUCAGAUAACAUAUCGUUGGUCAGCAGUUUGAUGGAAACAGUUACUGAAUUUGAAUCUGAAGAUUCAGAAUCUUUUGAUGCCAAUGGGGUUUUGGCUUCAAAAAUCCUUCAGAAAUUAGCCGAGAGUGAAAAAUUUAUUAAAAAGAAAACUAAAAAGAGGUCAAUUAAAGAUGAAGACACAAUAAAAAAAGAUGUUAAAGCUAAGAAGUUAACUCAAAUUAAAAGGAAUGUUUUAAGUGCAAGUGAUGAAGACAAAAUACCUACUCUUGAAAACAUACAUGAAGACUUUCAGUCUGAGGAUAAUACUUCUCCAUUUGUAUCAGUAAUAGCCACAGAGGUGGAAGUGGACCAAAGUUUUAAUGAAAUAUUAGGAGAUUAUAAGCACUCAACUGUAAGCAAUAUGCGAUCUGAUAAUCACAUUGUAACACAUUCUACAAACAAUAGUAGUAUAUUUUCUAUAGAGAAUAUGAGUAUGGAUGAUGUACAAAUUGAAGAAGAAAUUAAUGAUCUUACUUAUGACGAUAAUAAUGAACUGACUAUUGAUGAAAAUAAUUUUAAAGAUAUAGAAUCUGAUACUGUACCUGAAGAAGAGACCACAAAUUAUGAUGAUACACUUCAAUCAGAACAAACAUUUGAAAGAGAAUUAUCUACUGAAUCAACAGAGGAGUUUGUGAAUCCAGUUAAAAUUUAUAAUGGUAAUAAUGCAUGUGUUCUAGUAUUGAAACACCCAGCAGAAAUAUUUAUUCAUGGUAAAAUAUGUGUGCAAUUGCUAGGUGGAGAAGUAGAUAUUUUUGGGUAUACUUUAGAAAAUCAGAUAUGUGAAGUGUAUGCACCGAAUUACAAUUGUGCUCAGAGAAUAAAUACAGUUGAAAAUCAGAAUGAAUAUUAUGGUUUGUUUGGCAAGUUGACUGCUGCUGGCCUGGCUGUGUAUGAAGCUGAAGACAUUGUGACAAGUAUUGGAGAAUACGAUGGUGUUAUUAAAUUGAGUCCACUUAGAAGCCCUAAGAUGGAUUUUGUUGAAGACAAUUUUAAAGCGGCAGACUUGUUUACAAAGUCAAAUAAAAAUAUAGAUAGUAGUUUAAAAAAUAUUUGCGAUAUAUUAGGAUGUUCACUUUAUCUGUCAAAGCCAUGGAAGCAUUAUACUGAGGCAAGUGUAUGGAAGCCUGUUAUUGAAUAUGCACUUGAUUCUCCAGGUAGAGGCAUAAUAUGUGGUGGAAAAGGGUUGGGCAAGUCAACAUUCCUACGGUACAAUGUGAACAGACUGUUGACUCAGGGUCCUGUACUGGUAAUUGAUUUGGAUCCUGGACAGUCUGAAUUCACUGUGGCGGGGAAUGUAUCUGCAACGGUUGUCACACAACCACUUCUUGGCCCCAAUUUUACACAUCUCAGUACCCCAGAAAAGAUGUUACAUAUAGGCAUGAUCAGCACAAUGGACAACACGAGACGUUACGCGAACGCCGUGGUCGAGCUAAUUACUUACUGUAGGAACAAUGAACGAUCCGCAAGUAUGCCGUGGAUUGUUAAUACAAUGGGCAUGUGCAACGCCAUGGGACUGAAGUUCAUAUUGCUCAUUAUAUUGCACACGCAACCCACUUACCUACUGCAGAUUGAUUCGAAAAACAUAAAGAAACGAUUCGAUUGCCAUUUGACACCGAUUGCUGUGAGACAACUAUAUUCGGAAUAUCAACAUGAUCGAUUAUUUAGAAAUACACCUUACCCCGAGAAUUUAGAGUACAAUUUCUUUCUGACUCAUAGUUCACAGGACUCUACAAAAUCGAACUAUUCAUUAGCAACACGAGAUGAGAGAUAUUUAAAUUUUCUGGCAUACUUUGGCGCAUUGUUGAGUUCUAGAGAGGAAUCGUUACUGGGAAUUACACCUUAUGAAGUGAGUUAUCGGGACUUAUACAUAGGUUUUAAUAUAAAAGUAGACCGAAAUGCAGUGUUGAAGGUGAUAAAUGGAAAAAUUGUUGCGCUAUGUCAACUGACGCAAGAUAACGAUGCCAAGGUGUUUACCCUCGCCGAUAAACCGCUGCUGUGCCAUGGAUAUGGUCUAAUUCGCAGCAUUGAUUAUGCUAAGGAGAUAUUGUACAUCAUCACACCAACCCUGAGUGACCUGUCGCUGACAAACACACUAGUGUAUGCAGACUGGGUACCAGAGUUGAGAGGACUGGAGAAACACUUGCCAGAGGGUAUAAGAGUGCCAUACCGCACUGCUGCCGCCUAUCAGCAGAGGCAGCUAAUGUUUGCACCACGCAGGAGGUUCAAUCCUGUGCAGCUGUUAAAAAUGUCAAGGAGGAGUUCCUAAAUUGAAACUGUCAAUGAUUAGUUAAUAAAUUUGUAAUUGGAAUAGAUCCAAAAUAUCUUAAAUUAUAAAAGGAAGUCUAAUUAAAUGUUAAUUAAUGUAUAUUUGAAAGAUAAUUUUGUACUUACAAUACUAAUAAAACAUAACAUAUA
This is a messenger RNA of Galleria mellonella (greater wax moth), 3168 nucleotides long. Its product is annotated as polynucleotide 5'-hydroxyl-kinase NOL9. Gene Ontology annotation, cellular component: nucleus. Gene Ontology annotation, molecular function: polynucleotide 5'-hydroxyl-kinase activity. NCBI's taxonomy places the organism in Eukaryota, Metazoa, Arthropoda, Insecta, Lepidoptera, Pyralidae. The transcript has 5 exons. Gene Ontology annotation, biological process: cleavage in ITS2 between 5.8S rRNA and LSU-rRNA of tricistronic rRNA transcript (SSU-rRNA, 5.8S rRNA, LSU-rRNA). The record is from RefSeq and is a predicted model, not a curated record. The coding region runs from base 269 to 3019 and encodes 916 amino acids.